Molecule: messenger RNA, 1592 nt
Organism: Mangifera indica (mango)
Lineage: Eukaryota; Viridiplantae; Streptophyta; Magnoliopsida; Sapindales; Anacardiaceae
Product: anthocyanidin 3-O-glucosyltransferase UFGT-like
Exons: 2
Coding region: 159-1511 (450 amino acids)
Molecular function (GO): UDP-glycosyltransferase activity
Source: RefSeq, a predicted model, not a curated record
GCCAUUCGCACCGACUAGUCUCCUUUGCGGACUCAUGGAUCAUAAAUAAAAUUAAAUGGCUGUCCAUAUUUGAUGACUCCGUAUUCCUCUUAUUCAGAUAAUCACAUUUGUAUAAGUGCCCCGCCGUAGGUGCAUACAGCUUUCAGAAAAUUCCAACCAUGGCUGAAGCAAAAAGAAACCAGAAACACAUAGCUGUAUUGACAUUUCCCUUCACAUCCCAUGUCCCUCCUCUUAUUUCUCUCAUUCGAAAGCUAUCGCUGGCCGCACCCGAAGUGAAGUUCUCUUUCUUAAGCACCGCUCAAGUUAAUGCCUCGUAUUUUUCGAACGAAGCUGUGUUUGACAAGAUAAAACCCUUCAAUGUCGACUCAGGAUUACCGGAAGGUUACGUGCGCAAAGGUGAGGGCCCCCCGAAAGAAGAAGUGGAGUUUUUUCUUAAGGCAACUCCUGGGAAUUUUCAGAGGGCUAUUCAGACGGCUGUUGCUGAAACGGGGUUGCAGAUUUCCUGCUUAAUCACUGAAGCUUUUCUUUGGUUCGCUGCCGAGAUGGCCAAAGAAAUGCAGGUCCCCUGGAUACCCUUUUGGAUAUGCGGGCCUCAAUCACUACUUGUUCAUUUUGAGACGGAUAAUCUAAGGCAAAAGUUGGGAAUCAAUGGACCUGAAGAUCGAACUCUUGAAAUACUUCCAGGGCUGUCCAAAAUACGAGCUAAAGAUAUUCCGGAUGGCAUAAUCUCUGGCGCAAUCGAUUCACCCUUCGCGAUAAUGAUGCAAAAAAUGGCACAAAUGUUGCCACGUGCAACUGCUGUGGUUACAAACUCAUUCGAAGAAUUUGACCCUAUUGUCGUUAACGCACUCAAGUCAAGACUGCCCAACUUUCUCAACGUUGGCCCCUUCAUCUUAACAUCUCCACCAUCUGAAAUUUCUGAUCCACACGGUUGCCUGGAAUGGCUGAACGGCCAUGAAAGAUUCUCCGUUGCCUACAUUGGCUUCGGUAAUGCUGCGAAGCCGCCACCACAUGAAAUAAAAGCAUUGGCUGAAGCACUAGAGGCGAGCAGGACUCCUUUUCUUUGGUCACUUAGAGGCAAACCUGAAUACCAAUUGCCAGAGGGCUUUUUAGAAAGAACUAAAGACUACCGAAAAAUAGUGCCAUGGGCUCCCCAGGUGCAAGUUCUGGCACAUUCUUCGGUUGGUGUUUUUGUGACUCAUUAUGGAUGGAACUCUGUGAUGGAGAGUGUUAAUGGCAUCGUGCCGAUGAUCGGCAGGCCUUUUUUUGGCGAUCAAGGACUAAACUUGAAGAUGGUUGAGGCAGUAUGGGGAAUUGGGUUGGAGGUUGAGGGAGGGAAAUUCACCAAAGAUGGAACGAUCAAAGCCCUGAGAGCAAUCUUGUCUACCGAACAAGGGAAGAUAAUGAGAGGAAAAAUUAGCGUGCUUAAACAACUUGCGGUCAAGGCCGUAGGACCUGAAGGUAGCUCUACUGCAAAUUUCGGAGCUCUUGUUCAGAUUAUCUCGUCCUAGAAUUAGUAUUUGAAAUGUUUUAACUUUAAUUUAUGCAACAAGCAUAAAUAAAUGAAUAACAUUUGUUUUAAUUUAUAUUAA